Rhinolophus ferrumequinum (greater horseshoe bat) is the source of this 10133-nucleotide messenger RNA. RefSeq names its product kinesin family member 1B (gene KIF1B). The coding region runs from base 397 to 5847 and encodes 1816 amino acids. The transcript has 49 exons. Gene Ontology annotation, molecular function: ATP binding; microtubule binding; microtubule motor activity. Gene Ontology annotation, biological process: microtubule-based movement. Lineage: Eukaryota; Metazoa; Chordata; Mammalia; Chiroptera; Rhinolophidae. The record is from RefSeq and is a predicted model, not a curated record.
CGCCUGCAGCUGCGGGCAGAGGUUGGCGAGGACCGACGCGGGGUAGUCAGACGGCGGCGGUCCUCGGAGGCGUCAGCGCGAGUCUGAGCCGCUCCCCGCCGGCCGCAGCCACCACCACCGCCCUGUCGUCUCGCUCCGGCCUUCUGCGGCCCUCGAUGCGGUACCGGGCCGCUGCGUGAUGGGGCUGCGAAGCGCCACCCUGCGGCUCGUGGCGGCCGCUGCUCGCACUGAGGAGCGUCGGUGCCCGCCCCCCCGUGCCCCCGCGCACCGCGGCGCCUGCUGACCGGGUGCACCCGCCUGUGGGUCCGCAGCGCGGCUGAGGGAACUUGAACAUAACUUCAAAAGAAGAUUUGAUUCUUUAUUUCUGGACUGCAUAUACAUAGCAAGACCAUCAGAAUGUCGGGAGCCUCAGUGAAGGUGGCUGUCCGCGUGAGGCCCUUCAAUUCUCGAGAGACCAGCAAAGAGUCCAAGUGCAUCAUCCAGAUGCAAGGCAACUCCACCAGUAUUGUUAACCCAAAGAACCCAAAGGAAGCUCCAAAGUCCUUCAGCUUCGACUACUCCUACUGGUCUCACACCUCGCCCGAAGAUCCCUGUUUUGCAUCUCAAAACCGUGUAUACAAUGACAUUGGGAAAGAAAUGCUCUUACAUGCCUUUGAGGGCUAUAAUGUCUGUAUUUUUGCCUAUGGGCAGACUGGUGCUGGGAAAUCUUACACAAUGAUGGGUAAACAGGAAGAAAGCCAAGCUGGCAUCAUUCCACAGUUAUGUGAAGAACUAUUUGAGAAAAUCAAUGACAACUGUAAUGAAGAAAUGUCUUAUUCUGUAGAGGUGAGCUACAUGGAAAUUUACUGUGAAAGAGUACGAGAUUUGCUGAAUCCAAAAAACAAGGGUAAUUUGCGUGUGCGUGAACACCCACUUCUUGGCCCAUAUGUGGAGGACCUGUCAAAGUUGGCGGUCACUUCCUACACAGACAUUGCCGACCUCAUGGAUGCUGGGAACAAAGCCAGGACUGUGGCAGCUACCAACAUGAAUGAAACAAGUAGUCGUUCCCACGCUGUGUUUACAAUUGUUUUCACCCAGAAGAAACAUGAUGCUGAGACCAACCUUUCCACUGAGAAGGUCAGUAAAAUCAGUUUGGUGGAUCUAGCGGGGAGUGAACGAGCUGAUUCAACUGGUGCCAAAGGGACGCGAUUAAAGGAAGGAGCAAAUAUUAAUAAGUCUCUUACAACUCUGGGCAAAGUCAUUUCAGCCUUGGCAGAGGUGGAUAACUGCACCAGCAAGAGUAAGAAGAAGAAGAAAACUGAUUUUAUUCCCUACAGGGAUUCUGUACUUACUUGGCUCCUUAGAGAAAAUCUAGGUGGCAAUUCUCGGACUGCAAUGGUUGCUGCUCUGAGCCCAGCAGAUAUCAACUAUGAUGAAACUUUGAGCACUCUGAGAUAUGCAGAUCGUGCAAAACAAAUUAAAUGCAAUGCCGUUAUCAAUGAGGAUCCCAAUGCCAAGCUUGUCCGGGAAUUAAAGGAAGAGGUGACACGGCUGAAGGACCUUCUUCGUGCUCAGGGACUGGGGGAUAUCAUAGAUAUUGAUCCAUUGAUCGAUGAUUACUCUGGAAGUGGAGGCAAAUAUCUGAAAGAUUUUCAGAACAAUAAGCAUAGGUACUUGCUAGCCUCUGAGAAUCAACGCCCUGGCAAUUUUUCCACAGCAUCCAUGGGGUCCCUUACUUCAUCUCCAUCUUCCUGCUCACUCAAUAGUCAGGUGGGCUUAACAUCUGUGAGCAGUAUUCAGGAGCGGAUCAUGUCUACACCUGGAGGAGAGGAAGCCAUUGAACGUCUGAAGGAAUCAGAGAAGAUCAUUGCUGAGCUGAAUGAAACCUGGGAAGAGAAGCUGCGUAAAACAGAGGCUAUCAGAAUGGAGAGAGAGGCCUUGUUGGCUGAGAUGGGAGUAGCCAUUCGGGAAGAUGGAGGAACCCUGGGGGUUUUCUCACCUAAAAAGACCCCACAUCUUGUUAACCUCAAUGAGGACCCACUGAUGUCCGAAUGCCUGCUUUAUUACAUCAAAGAUGGAAUUACAAGGGUUGGCCAGGCAGAUGCCGAGCGGCGCCAGGACAUCGUGCUGAGUGGGGCGCACAUUAAAGAAGAGCAUUGUGUCUUCCGGAGCGAGAGGAACAACAGUGGGGACGUUAUCGUGAUGCUGGAGCCCUGUGAACGUUCAGAAACCUACGUAAAUGGCAAGAGGGUGGCCCAGCCUGUUCAGCUGCGCUCAGGAAACCGUAUCAUCAUGGGUAAAAACCACGUGUUUCGUUUUAACCACCCGGAGCAAGCACGGGCUGAGCGGGAGAAGACCCCUUCUGCUGAGACCCCCUCUGAGCCUGUGGACUGGACGUUUGCCCAGAGAGAGCUUCUGGAAAAACAAGGAAUUGAUAUGAAACAGGAGAUGGAGAAAAGGCUGCAGGAAAUGGAGAUCCUAUACAAAAAGGAGAAGGAGGAAGCAGAUCUUCUCUUGGAGCAGCAGAGACUGGACUAUGAGAGUAAGUUGCAGGCCUUGCAGAAGCAGGUCGAGACUCGAUCCCUAGCUGCAGAAACAACUGAAGAGGAAGAAGAGGAAGAAGAAGCUCCUUGGACACAGCACGAAUUUGAGCUGGCCCAGUGGGCCUUCCGGAAAUGGAAGUCGCACCAGUUUACUUCUUUAAGGGACUUGCUCUGGGGCAAUGCCGUUUACCUGAAGGAGGCCAAUGCCAUCAGUGUGGAAUUGAAGAAGAAGGUGCAGUUUCAGUUUGUUCUGCUGACUGACACGUUGUACUCCCCUUUACCUCCUGAAUUACUUCCCACUGAGAUGGAAAAAACUCAGGAAGACAGGCCUUUCCCUCGGACGGUGGUGGCGGUAGAAGUCCAGGAUCUGAAGAAUGGCGCAACACAUUAUUGGUCUCUGGAGAAACUCAAACAGAGGCUGGAUUUGAUGCGAGAGAUGUAUGACAGGGCAGGUGAGAUGGCCUCCAGUGCCCAAGAUGAAAGCGAAACCACCAUGACUGGCAGCGAUCCGUUUUAUGAUCGGUUCCAUUGGUUCAAACUUGUAGGAAGCUCCCCCAUUUUCCAUGGCUGUGUGAAUGAGCGCCUUGCCGACCGCACACCCUCCCCCACUUUUUCCACGGCCGAUUCCGACAUCACUGAGCUGGCUGACGAGCAGCAAGAUGAGAUGGAGGAUUUUGAUGACGAGGCGUUCGUGGAUGACACCGGCUCUGACGCGGGCACGGAGGAGGGAUCAGACCUCUUCAGUGACGGGCAUGACCCGUUUUACGACCGAUCCCCAUGGUUCAUUUUAGUGGGAAGGGCAUUCGUUUACCUGAGCAACCUGCUGUACCCGGUGCCCCUGAUUCACAGGGUGGCCAUCGUCAGUGAGAAGGGAGAAGUGCGGGGAUUUCUGCGAGUGGCUGUACAGGCCAUUGCAGCGGAUGAAGAAGCUCCUGAUUAUGGCUCUGGAAUUCGACAGUCAGGAACAGCUAAAAUAUCUUUUGAUAACGAGUACUUCAAUCAGAGUGACUUUUCAUCAGUUGCAAUGACUCGUUCUGGUUUGUCUUUGGAAGAGCUGAGGAUUGUGGAAGGUCAGGGUCAGAGUUCAGAGGUCAUCACUCCUCCAGAAGAAAUCCAUCGAAUGAAUGACUUGGAUUUGAAGUCCGGCACUUUGCUGGAUGGGAAGAUGGUAAUGGAAGGCUUCUCCGAAGAGAUUGGCCACCACCUGAAACUGGGCAGCGCCUUCACUUUCCGCGUCACAGUGCUGCAGGCCAGUGGGAUCCUCCCAGAGUAUGCAGAUAUCUUCUGUCAGUUCAACUUUUUGCAUCGCCAUGAUGAAGCAUUCUCCACGGAACCCCUCAAAAACAACGGCAGAGGAAGUCCUCUGGGCUUUUAUCAUGUGCAGAAUAUUGCAGUGGAGGUCACUGAAUCAUUUGUGGAAUAUAUCAAAACCAAGCCGAUAGUAUUUGAAGUCUUUGGGCAUUAUCAGCAGCACCCACUUCACCUGCAAGGACAGGAGCUGAACAGCCCGCCGCAGCCGUCUCGACGAUUCUUCCCUCCGCCCAUGCCACUCUCCAAGCCAGUUCCAGCCACCAAGUUAAACACCAUGAGCAAAACCAGCCUUGGCCAGAGUGUGAGCAAGUACGAUCUGCUGGUCUGGUUUGAGAUCAGUGAACUGGAGCCUACAGGAGAGUACAUCCCCUCUGUGGUUGACCAUACAGCAGGCUUGCCCUGCCAGGGCACAUUUCUGCUUCACCAGGGCAUCCAGCGGAGGAUCACUGUGACCAUCAUCCACGAGAAGGGCAGCGAGCUCCACUGGAAGGAUGUCCGUGAGCUGGUGGUAGGCCGGAUUAGGAAUAAAGCCGAGGUAGACGAAGCUGCUGUUGACGCCAUCCUCUCCCUAAAUAUCAUCUCUGCCAAGUACCUGAAGUCGUCGCACAACUCCAGCAGGACUUUCUACCGUUUCGAGGCCGUGUGGGACAGCUCCCUCCACAACUCCCUCCUAUUGAAUCGAGUGACACCGUAUGGGGAAAAGAUUUACAUGACCUUGUCGGCCUACCUAGAGCUGGAUCAUUGCAUCCAGCCGGCUGUCAUCACCAAGGACGUGUGCAUGGUCUUCUAUUCCCGGGAUGCCAAGAUCUCGCCGCCACGCUCUCUGCGCAGCCUCUUUGGCAGCGGCUACUCGAAAUCACCAGACUCCAAUCGAGUCACUGGAAUUUAUGAACUCAGUUUAUGCAAAAUGGCAGAUACAGGUAGUCCAGGCAUGCAGAGGAGAAGAAGGAAAAUCUUGGACACAUCAGUGGCGUAUGUGCGGGGAGAAGAGAACUUGGCCGGCUGGCGGCCCCGCGGCGACAGCCUCAUCCUUGAGCACCAGUGGGAAUUAGAGAAGCUGGAGCUCCUCCACGAGGUGGAGAAAACGCGCCACUUCCUGCUGCUGCGUGAGCGACUUGGUGACAGCAUCCCCAAAUCCGUGAGCGACUCGUUGUCCCCCAGCCUGAGCAGCGGGACCCUCAGCACCUCUACCAGCAUCUCCUCUCAGAUCUCAACCACCACCUUUGAAAGUGCCAUCACACCCAGUGAGAGCAGUGGCUACGAUUCCACGGACAUUGAAAGCCUGGUGGACCGAGAGAAAGAGCUGGCCACCAAGUGCCUGCGACUUCUCACCCACACGUUCAACCGAGAAUUCAGCCAGGUGCACGGCAGCAUCAGUGACUGCAAGUUGUCUGAUAUCUCUCCAAUUGGACGGGAUCCGUCCGUGUCCAGUUUCAGCAGCGCCACCCUUACUCCGUCCUCCACCUGCCCCUCUCUGGUAGAUUCCAGGAGCAACUCUGUGGAUCAGAAGACCCCAGAAGCCAAUUCCCGGGCCUCUAGUCCCUGCCAAGAAUUUGAACAGUUUCAGAUUAUCCCACCUGUGGAAACACCCUAUUUGGCCCGAGCGGGGAAAAAUGAAUUUCUCAAUCUUGUUCCAGAUAUUGAAGAAAUUAGACCAGGCUCCGUGGUUUCUAAGAAAGGAUACCUGCAUUUCAAGGAGCCGCUUGCCAGCAACUGGGCUAAACAUUUCGUUGUGGUCCGUCGCCCAUAUGUCUUCAUCUAUAACAGUGACAAGGACCCAGUGGAACGCGGCAUCAUUAACCUGUCCACAGCGCAGGUGGAGUACAGCGAGGACCAGCAGGCCAUGGUGAAGAUGUCUAACACCUUUGCUGUCUGCACAAAGCACCGGGGGGUCCUUUUGCAGGCUCUCAACGACAAAGACAUGAACGACUGGUUAUAUGCCUUUAACCCACUCCUUGCGGGCACAAUACGGUCGAAGCUCUCCCGCAGAUGCCCGAGCCAGCCGAAGUACUGAUUGCGCUGGGUGCCCGCACUCGCCUUCCAGAGAUAAAGAAAGUGUUACCUCUCAUUCCUCUUUGUGAUUCUUGGCGGUUACUCUUGUAUGUAAUCCUGUGGCUUAACUACUUUCCCUCCUUGUCCAGCACCUUUUCUAGCGCCCGUCCCCCAUCUCCAUUGCUCUGUACUCUUUUUCUUUUUUCCUGUGCUAAGAAUCUUGUUAGUAGCAUGUGGCCUAACAAAAGGGAAAAAAAAACAAAAAAACAAAAACCCAGAGGGGAUCCAGUGAAUCUCCAAGUUAUUUUUUGGUGUAUUUUGGCUUCCUUUUGUAUGAUAGGUCCCCAUUUUGACCACCUCUGAUGUCUGUACUGCUGUCUCUGGAUAUCUUUGUCUUUUUGUCAAGACAACAUAGUACUUUUUUUCUUUUCUCUAUUUGUGAUACCACUUUAAUUUUUCUUGGGUGGCUUAGAGACAAAGGGAGAAGACAUCUGGCUUUUUUAGACCCUGAGAGGACAAAACUUACCCUUUUCCCUUCUGUCACUCUUUUCCAUCAUUAAUCCCUGCAUUUUCCAUUCAGGGAAAAGGUUGUGGCGAGCCUAGCAAUGGGACAGGUAUAUUCUAUGAAAUUGGGGCUUAUUUAGAACAUUGUGAAGCAGUUUUCACGUAGUGGAAGAGAAGAGGACAGGACCUUUUAGCAGGCCUGAGACAGUGACCUUGGAAGAAGGGAAGAACCAGGGAUACUGCUGGCGGCUUUCAAAGGACCACGGAAUUUGGUGGUGGGCCUGGUGGUGGGACGGGAAGGCCCCUGAUCAGAGGAUGUUUGUAGCUGCUCACAGCAGGAUUCCUGGGAACCUUCUUUCCCAGUUGGGAGGAGCCUCUUGUCAGAGGUUCAGUUUGCACUUAGUGCCAUGUCGUACACAGAUGUCCCACCAGGGUGCAGUGUUUUGCUUUCUGAUGAGGAACUUGAUGGUCAUUGCCCUUAUGAGUACCGUAAUGCUGAGUGAUGACCUUGUGAUUGUUGUAGCUCCCUUUGAUCAAAGAAAUAGAGCUUUCAAGGAUAGACUUGGGAGUCUCCUGUGAAUCCAGUGGUCACUUUCAGUAAUCCUUGUCAAAUUGAAAAUACUUUCAAUGAUGCCUGUCCCCUGUUCUGAUAAAUAAGAAAGCAUGGCAGGCUUUGCUUUCUGGAUCCCAAGAUUAUAACCAACCCACUCCCACCACUAAAAACAAAACAGAGAACAUCUGGGGGCAGAGAAGAGGGUCCUCCUGAGCCCUGGCCUCAGUGCUUUGUUGCCGGCAUCCGAGUGGCCUCUCCUUGGGUGUGGAAACACUGCCAGAGGAGAAAGGAGGAAGCUCAUUGCUGCUCGUCUCCUCUGACAGAACAGGGUCGGCUGCUUCCAGAGGCCGUCGUGGAAGAUACUCUUUUUCUUUCAGCUGCCAGUAAGCUUUACAGGAAUAACAUGGAGGAAAGGUUACUUGAGUGGCUUUGCCAGUUGGCUUGGGGUUGUCUUCCCUUGCUCAAACCUCUCUGACCAUCCGUCAGGCAUUCAGGAAGGUCUCACUUUGUGGAGACAGGGCGCUCGGCCUGGAGAUGGCUGACCCUUGGGGGCUGGGAGACUGGAUGACUUUGCUUCGGGCAGCAAAGGGCACGGCCGUGCACCCUGCAGGGUGGGUGCUGAGAAGGCUCAUCAUUAGCCAGGCCCUUACUUCUGAUCCCUGUUCGGGCUCAUCUCCGAGAAAGGGGCCCAGCUUCACUCAGUUUGUUGAAUUGCAAAGAGAAGGAAAAGUAAGUCAUGGAGAGCUUAGUAAAAGAAAGGAUAGAAAUCAUAGGCUGUGAUGUCACCUGAAAAGUGAUCAGUAAAAAACACUAGUACAUUUUUUUUAACUUUCUUCUUCUCCUUAAAACACAGGUCACUAACUGUAACGUUACUGAUUUUCUAAGCGAUAUGUGAGGUCUUUAAUGUGGUUCGAGGUGUCUUCAUUGUCUAAUGGACACUACGUGCCCUCUGGUGUAUACUCAAUUCUAGGAUCCGUCGGGGCUUAGAGACAGCUUCCUGGACGGGAAUUAAAUCCAAUUUCAGGGAAAUGAAAAUGAAAUUUGAAGGUUACUUUUAGAAUUAAAUCAUGGAUGCUGCUGCUGCUGUUACGAAGUCUGGUAGAAGGGUCCACGUCUGUGAUACAGGGAGGUGGGGACGCCUGAGGGAGAGGAGAUCAUGUGGUACACUGAAAUGACUUUUGUUUUUCCUUCUAACUCACACACCACCGGCUUGGAAAGUCUUUGCUUUGGAGGUGUCAGACAUUAGAACAGGCUGACCUGGACUCGGGCAGGCGUGCUUUCUCCCAUCGGAGGGGCCUCUGCUGUGACUGAUAGGUACAGACGGCCCUUUUGGGACCCCCUCUUUCUCUAGGGUCCCAUCUUCAGGUUGGAGUUUGGAACAGUUUCAAGGUUGAUGUUCCCUCUCCGGACAGGUUCACUCCCAUUUUGAAGCUCUGAGAGAGGAUUUAUGAUGGGAACUAUUUAUGAGGCGUUAGCUGACGCCAUUGUGGCAGGAAGGUUGGGGAAUGAACUGCAGCUUUAAGGAAACCACCUUUUGAGGGGUUGUUUAUGUUUUUCUAAAGCACUCUCUUAAGCAAACAAAACAAAAUAAAAGGGAAGAAAGAAAACUUGUGCACGAAUUAAGGAGAAGUGAGUGCUGGUUUAAUCAUCUCCUCCCCUCCUUCCCCAUCCUCCAUCCUCCUGCCAAAGCGAAAUACGGCCUCCCAGCCCACACCAGUGCUCAGCCGCUCCCUGCCCCUGCCCCUGCGCCUGCGCCUGGCCGGGAGUCGGUCAGCUCUCAGGCCGGGCUGUGUGGGGCCAGCCAGCCCCUGCACACCGCCAGGACCGGGGAAGGGCUGCUUCUGGCAGCUGGGUGGGCACAUGAAUUCCAGCACAUUGUUAGAACAUGGUGACGGUGAGGAAAACCAGUUAUUUUAUAUAUAUAUAUAUUUUUUUUUUUUCCUCCUUCAGCUCUGUAGCACUUAUAUAGAUACUCAUAUCUUUGAUGGAUUUCUCCCCACUCUUUUAAGGUGAAGAAAUUAAAUCAUUGGUAAAGGUGUUCUGAGAUCUAAAAAUGACUUCUCCUGGCACAUAUUUCAAAGCAAAGACUUUGUUGCCUGCUGCUUGUUCUCUAAUUUACAGGGAUAUUUAAUUUUGUAAGGUAGUUGUAUAUUUAUACAGGUGUAAUUAAUUGCACAUUGGACUGGAAAAGAAAGGAUGACCGAGCGUGUGGCACCCAUUGGCACUCGGCAUUCCCUCAAGCUGUGUUCCACUCGGGUUCUCCUGGACAGAAUCAGGGCUUGUUUGUUCGUUCAUUUGACUCGGGUCCUUCGUUUUUCCUUCUGGUUCCCUUUUUCAAAUGUGAUUGUUAACCUGCUCCUUAAAAAGAAUUCUAAUUCUGCUGCUGCUCUCAGAAGGUGUGCUGAAUGUAUUUUAAAUAGGACUCUAACUCGUGUGCACUGCAGCCGCCCACCGUGGCCAGCCAGUCACUCACCCGGGCGUGGGCAAACCCUUACUGUCGGAGCUGGGAAGGUAUUGAUAUGUUUGUUUCCUUAGCAAAUUGCAAUGUCAGCUGAGAGAUUAUCUGCUCUCGUUGUUCAAAAGGCCAUUUAUGAAAUUCGUAUUUGAGCCCCAUAAAAUCUUGGGAAAGCCUCUGGUCGUUUAAAGGAAGAAAUUAAGAGUUGAUGCAAAUUUCAUGUUAAAAAUUCACAGCUACAUAGCUGUGCUCAGAUGGAAAGUCUGAGUGGUGGUUGGUCUCCUGCCAAACCCUGGCUGUCUUGUGGUGUUUUCAUGUCUUCGAGUUCAUUUUUUUCAUGCUGCAUAUUCGGGCAUCAGUUCGCCUGAGGAUUCCAUCAGCCUUCUCACGUUGAAGGCAUUGUCUCAGACUUUGUGGCUCUCAAGUACUUGUCCGUUGAGAUUUCAAGUCUCCUGUCACCAUCCUCGUGCACUACAACAAAACCCGUGAAGCAUAAGUGGCCUUUUUGAACCAAGACUUUGCAAACUGAUCUCUCCCCAGUGAAGGAGUUGAGCACAUUAGCAACAAUGUACAUUAUUAAUUUCAGAUUUUCAUUUUCAUGUUUUAUUAUGUAAAUAUCUGAUGUUUGGAGCUUGAGUAUACAGAAUGUAAAUACAGUUCUCGUAUUUGUACUAAUUCUGGUUCUUUUGCUGUAUAGCCUUAGAUGUGCAAUGCAGACAUUAUCUAACUGUGUAUGGUAACCUUGCAUCACGAAACUAUUAGUGAACGAGGUAAAAUAAUAAAGGUACAACCAGUC